Molecule: messenger RNA, 2291 nt
Organism: Malania oleifera
Lineage: Eukaryota; Viridiplantae; Streptophyta; Magnoliopsida; Santalales; Ximeniaceae
Product: metal transporter Nramp2
Exons: 4
Coding region: 291-1886 (531 amino acids)
Biological process (GO): metal ion transport
Cellular component (GO): membrane
Molecular function (GO): cadmium ion transmembrane transporter activity; manganese ion transmembrane transporter activity
Source: RefSeq, a predicted model, not a curated record
GAAUAAUAAGCAAAACAUGUGGGUGCGUUUUACUAAUUAAGAAGAAUUUUGGGGUGGCAAGUGAGGAAGAGCCACGGGAGCUAACUAUGAUAACGCGUCAAAGCUUGUCACUGGCGAGACAUCGGCGAUUGAUUGCAGCAAUUCCAAGCAAGCAUUCCACUCGCCGGACGUUUCUAUAAAUAGAGCAGCUAUCUGGAUAUGCGAGCCGGCGACUUCCGUUCUCUCCCGUUGUUCAAUUUCUCACUUCUCCGACGGAAGCCAUAGGAGCUGCUGACAUUCCAAACUCAACCAUGAGCGUUCAAUCCAAAGAAGAAGAAGCAAAAGAAGAAGAUGGCCGAAACGAAGAAGCCCACCGUCUGUUGUCCUCAUCUCCGUCGAGCGGCGACGACGACGACGAGGUAGCGUAUGAAGCGAGGGAAAAGAUCCUGAUCGUCGAUUUCGGAUCCGGCGAAGCCCUUGACGGCGGCGAUCUCUCCGCCACGCCGCCCUUCUCGUGGAAGAAGCUGUGGCUGUUCACGGGCCCGGGGUUCUUGAUGAGCAUAGCUUUUCUCGAUCCGGGAAAUCUCGAGGGCGAUCUUCAGGCGGGAGCGAUUGCGGGAUACUCGCUUCUGUGGCUGUUGAUGUGGGCAACGAUUAUGGGUCUGUUGAUUCAGUUGUUGUCGGCGCGUGUGGGGGUGGUGACGGGCCGGCACCUGGCGGAGCUGUGCAGGGAGGAGUACCCGUCGUGGGCAAGGAUUACGCUUUGGUUCAUGGCGGAAUUGGCUUUGAUUGGUGCUGAUAUCCAGGAGGUGAUCGGUAGUGCCAUUGCCAUUCAGAUUCUCAGUAAUGGGGUUUUGCCCCUGUGGGCUGGAGUUGUUAUCACAGCUUCUGAUUGUUUCAUCUUCUUAUUUCUUGAGAACUAUGGAGUGAGGAAAUUAGAAGCUGUUUUUGCAGUUCUAAUCGCCACUAUGGCACUGUCGUUUGCAUGGAUGUUUGGGGACACCAAGCCCAGUGGAAAAGAACUUCUAACAGGUGUUUUGGUUCCGAAACUUAGCUCAAAAACAAUUCGGCAGGCUGUGGGAGUUGUGGGUUGUGUUAUAAUGCCUCACAAUGUAUUUUUGCAUUCUGCUCUGGUACAGUCGAGGAAGAUUGACUCCCAAAACAAAGGUCGGGUCCAGGAGGCACUCAACUACUAUUCCAUUGAGUCGUCAGUUGCCUUGCUCAUCUCCUUCAUGAUCAAUUUGUUUGUUACAACUGUUUUUGCGAAGGGAUUCUAUGGCACUAAACAAGCCAGCAGUAUAGGACUAGUUAAUGCAGGGCAGUAUCUUCAGGAAAAGUAUGGAGGAGGACUCCCAAUCCUUUAUAUCUGGGGCAUUGGGCUAUUGGCAGCUGGACAGAGUAGCACAAUAACUGGGACUUAUGCUGGGCAGUUUAUUAUGGGAGGUUUUCUCAAUCUUCGUUUGAAGAAAUGGCUGCGGGCAUUGAUCACUCGAAGUUUUGCUAUUGUGCCAACUAUAAUUGUAGCUUUAAUUUUUAAUACAUCUGAAGCUACAUUGGAUGUUUUAAAUGAAUGGCUUAAUGUGCUUCAGUCAAUUCAGAUACCAUUUGCGCUCAUUCCUCUUCUUACUUUGGUGUCUAAUGAGCAGGUCAUGGGAAUCUUUAGGAUUGGGCCUAUUCUUGAGCGGGUGGCAUGGACGGUAGCUGCUCUUGUAAUCGUGAUCAAUGGGUAUCUUCUGCUGGAUUUCUUUUUUUCGGAAGUUAAUGGAUUGCUCUUUGGUUCUGUGGUCUGCAUUAGCACAGCUGCAUAUGUAGCAUUUAUUAUUUAUCUCAUCUCACGUUGCGACGUCCUCCCUUCCCCUUGGUUUAGCCUAAUGCUCAGCAAGACAUUUGCCUGUGGCGAGAAUUAAGUGAAUGAAGUCCACAGAGAACUCCCAAAUUGUGCAGUAUUGUUGACUUCUUCUUCCAGAGGUCAAGUGUGCUUUCUUCAUAAAUAUUUCUAGCCUCAAACCAAACUUAGCAUACAGCAAAAGCUAAAAACAUUGGCAACUGCACUGGCAGCAAUGUUCAUAAUGGAGCAAAAGUGCUGACUUAUCAUAUGAGCUUCCUUCUGCAGCAUGAACAAAGGCAAUUUAUGGUAUUGCAGGAUAAAGAAACCCCUUCUUUCUUUCUCCAGUAUGAACAAUGCAUUUUUGAGAAUGUGCAGGAUGACUGGUCCUUAUUACACCCGUUGUAAACAAUCCAUGUACCAUAUGAGCUAGUUGGUUCCUGAUUCGACUUUAAUGAAUAAAUAGUCGAAAAAAAUUUGCAAUCCA